CAGGGUUUCCAUAUAUAGAUGUCCCACGAUGUUCCCUUCAACCCAUUCUGAGAACAUAAUCAUGCCCGAGUUCGUUCGUGUCCGGAAAGAGGUCGACGUACUGAGUGGUCCAUUUUCAGGUUCCAUUUUAACUUUCCUGCGUGUAAAUGUCCAUGGUUCUUUGACCAUCUACCUGAAAAACCGUUGGGAGCAACCCUGAAUCAAUGUUCAUUUCUGCCCGAUUCUCUCAAGGCCACCGCUUGGGAGAAGCGCUAUUUGGACCUCAAGGAUGCACUCACCCAGCACCAAAUGAAACUGGAUAUGCUGAAGCAUGGUGAUGUCAUGGACAUCCAAGCUGAGAUGCAGAAAGGAAAUUGGUCCUUCUUCUCCGCAUCACGUCCUGAUGGAAUCCUAAAUCAGAAGUUUACACAGCUUCUCGUGGCCUGUGAGGUGGUCUCUGUGAUGUACAAUGGUUUGAGCUCUGCGACCAUGUCGCAACCGCAAAGUCUGAAAUUUCACCAGAGUUUGCUGCCAGCCAAGUAUGAAGGCAGUUUUUGGAUGACAGGCUUGAAGGUGUGGUUGGGCGAUCAUUGCAACGGUGGUUGGAGACCACGCGGUUUCAAGCAUGCUCAGCUCUUGGGUCUGACAGUGCUGGGGGAAGCAAACUCUGAGGAGGAACCUUCGAACAAAUCAAUUAACCUUCAAGUGCCCCAAGAAGGCGCUGCUUUGUGCCCUCCCCGCACCUUUGCCUUUGGUUUGGAGGUGAGCUUUUUUGAUGCUGGAGACAAAUGGUGGUCAGAGAUAGUGUCAGAGGAUGAAUGCAAAGAGGAUGGCGCCAUGAUGGAAACACUUCAAGUCUUCUGCAAGUCCUUGCCACUCGGCCACUAUUCCGACCCAGUGCAACGGGCGUCCUCCAGGAAAGUCUUUAUCGAGAAUCCCAAAGCCAACGCCACACGCAGCGCCAUGUGUCCCGAAAACACCUUCAUCUCCCACGUGGCAAUUACGCCCAAAGGCACAUGUUUCCACCAUUGUGACGAGGAUGGCGCUAUCGUCCAGAGUAUCUCGCUGGAGUGUCAUCCCGUGUGCAAUUUCAACCAGAAUGUGUCCUGCCCUCGGGCUGCAGCGUAGGUGAGGUGGGAUUUGCCGAAGGCUUGGAGUAUUGCCUGCUGCUUUUGAAUACCACUCUCAGGUGUCCCAAGGAGGACAGAGAGGCUUGCAUAUCCUGCAUUUCACGCAAUUAGGCAAUUGAGUUCCAUGUUGCAGCAAGACGAGUGCCA
This is a messenger RNA of Durusdinium trenchii, 1256 nucleotides long. Lineage: Eukaryota; Dinophyceae; Suessiales; Symbiodiniaceae. The record is from the annotation of a GenBank genome assembly.